Molecule: messenger RNA, 894 nt
Organism: Knipowitschia caucasica
Lineage: Eukaryota; Metazoa; Chordata; Actinopteri; Gobiiformes; Gobiidae
Source: the annotation of a GenBank genome assembly
AUGGCUUUCUCCUCUUCGCUCCUGGGCCUUCUUUUCCCACCUCUCUCCUCCUCUUUCCUCCUCCCCUCUCUCCUCAUCCCCUUUCCUUCCUGCUCCUCUCUUCACUCACCUCCUCCUCCUCUCUCCCCUUCCCCUCCCCUCUCCACUCCUCUCCUCUCAUCCCCUCUCCUUCCUCCUCCUCCUCUCUUCACUCAUCUCCUCUCUCCUCUCCCCUCCUCUUUCCUCCUCCCCUCUCCAAUCCUCUCCUUCUCUUUCCUCCUCCCAUCUCUUUCUUUUUCCCCUCGCCUCCUCUCCUCUCCUCUUCUUUCCUCCUCCCCUCUCCUUCUCUCUCCUCCUUCCACCUCCCCUCUCCUUCUCUCUCCUCCUUCCACCUCCCCUCUCCUUCUCUCUCCUCCUUCCACCUCCCCUCUCCUUCUCUCUCCUCCUUCCACCUCCCCUCUCCUUCUCUCUCCUCUUUCCACCUCCCCUCUCCUCUCUCUCUCCUCCUCCUCCUCCUCCCUCUCCUUCUCUCUCCUCCUUCCACCUCCUCUCCUUCUCUCCUCCUCCUUCCUCCUCCCCUCUCCUUCUCUCUCCUCCUUCCACCUCCUCUCCUUCUCUCUCCUCCUUCCACCUCCCCUCUCCUUCUCUCUCCUCCUUCCACCUCCCCUCUCCUUCUCUCUCCUCCUUCCACCUCCCCUCUCCUUCUCUCUCCUCCUUCCACCUCCCCUCUCCUCCCUCUCAUCUCUCAGCACAGCCUCCCUCUCCCUCGCUCCUGUCCCUCUGCACUCAUCACUUAUGUCUCUCUUUGCUGGUGCGGCCAUUGUUCUUCUGAAGCAUCUGUUCUGUCGCUCCCCCUCUCCUCUCUCCUCUUUCCCUCUCUCCUCCCCCUCUCCUCCUCCUCUCCUCCUCCUCUGA